AAUACUAGCAACUUUCAUCCUUUGAAACGUGUGCUGAAAAAGAAGAAUCAGCAAAUACGACUGAAAGUGCAAUAUUUGAUUAUCGCUGCAAGAUGAGCUUUGAUCCAAACCUUCUCCACAACAAUGGACACAAUGGGUACCCCAAUGGUACUUCAGUAGCAUUGUGUGAAACUGGGGUUAUUGAAAAACUGCUAACCCCUUAUGGAUUUAUUCAGUGUUCAGAAUGUCAAGCUAGACUAUUCUUCCACUGUUCACAGUAUAAUGGCAACCUGCAGGACUUAAGAGUAGGAGAUGAUGUUGAAUUUGAAGUAUCAUCUGACCGGCGGACUGGGAAACCCAUUGCUGUUAAACUGGUGAAGAUAAAACCAGAAAUCCUCCCCGAAGAACGAAUGAAUAGACAAGAAGUGUUUUAUCUGACAUACACCCCUGAAGAUGUUGAAGGCAAUGUUCAGCUAGAAACCGGAGAUAAAAUAAACUUUGUAAUUGACAACAAUAAACAUACUGGUGCUAUAAGGGCUCGUAAUACUAUGCUCUUGAAAAAGAAGCAAGCUCGCUUUCAAGGAGUAGUAUGUGCCAUGAAGGAGGCGUUUGGCUUUUUUGAAAGAGGCGAUGUUGUAAAAGAGAUAUUCUUUCACUACAGUGAAUUUAAGGGUGACCUAGAAGCCUUACAGCCUGGAGAUGACGUGGAGUUCACAAUCAAGGACAGAAAUGGUAAAGAAGUUGCAACAGAUGUCAGACUUUUGCCACAAGGGACAGUUAUCUUCAAAGAUAUCAGCAUUGAACAUUUUGAAGGCACUGUUACCAAAGGUAUCCCAAAAGUACCCAGUAAAAACCAGAAUGACCCAUUGCCAGGAUGCAUCAAAGUUGAUUUUGUAAUUCCUAAAGAACUUCCCUUUGGAGACAAGGAUACAAAAUUCAAGGUGACCCUGCUGGAAGGUGACCAUGUUAGGUUUACUAUUUCAACAGACAGAUGUGACAAAUUAGAACGAGCAACUAAUAUAGAAGUUCUAUCCAAUGCAUUUCAAUUCACUCAUGAAGCCGGAGAAAUGGGUGUGACCGCUGCCACGAGAGAAGGGUUUGGUUUCAUCAAGUGUGUGGAUCGUGAUGCUCGCAUGUUCUUCCACUAGCUCCAUAUUGCCGAUGAAGUCGAGUGUACUGUAGUUCCUGAUAUGCUCUCUGCCCAAAGAAAUCAUGCUAUUAGGAAAAAACUCCCCAAGGGCACGGUUUCAUUCCAUUCCCAUUCCGGUCAUCGUUCUCUGGGCACUGUAGAAAAAGAAGCCACUUUCCCCAAUACCCAAACCACCAGCCCAAAUAAAGACAAAGAGAAGGAGGCUGAGGAUGGCAUCAUUGCCUCUGAUGCUUGUGCGGUGAAACUGACCAUUGCUUUUGAAGCCAAGGAUGUAAAAGGAUCUACUUCUCCUCAAAUAGGAGAUAAGGUUGAAUUUAGUAUUAGUGACAGUCCACUUAACAAAGUUUGGUUAGAUAUCUGUGAACUUAACAAAGUUUGGUUAGAUAUCUGUGAAAUUAUCUUCCAGAGUAGUUUUUUUUCCCCCUAG
Echinops telfairi (small Madagascar hedgehog) is the source of this 1556-nucleotide messenger RNA. Its product is annotated as cold shock domain-containing protein E1-like. The record is from RefSeq and is a predicted model, not a curated record. Lineage: Eukaryota; Metazoa; Chordata; Mammalia; Afrosoricida; Tenrecidae. Gene Ontology annotation, molecular function: nucleic acid binding.